Trematomus bernacchii (emerald rockcod) is the source of this 9513-nucleotide messenger RNA. Its product is annotated as muscle M-line assembly protein unc-89-like. Lineage: Eukaryota; Metazoa; Chordata; Actinopteri; Perciformes; Nototheniidae. The transcript has 2 exons. The record is from RefSeq and is a predicted model, not a curated record. The coding region runs from base 405 to 7970 and encodes 2521 amino acids.
GAAGGAUCAAAACUUCCUGAAGGUUUCUAAUAAAAAGAAUCAAGUCUUGCGUUUAUUCGAACAAAUAUGAGCUGUUUUAUCACAAAGAGGGAACCCAGCAGAGCGGCAGCGAACUCACCGCCACCCGGCAGCUGAGAGGAGCCUUCUCCGACACCGAAGACUUCCCCGAUCAGGGCCUGGUGUCGGCCAACCGCUGCUCCAGCAGAACCUCCUCCAUUAGCUCCUGGACGGAGAACAUCAAACCUUCAUUCACCAAAAAACUUAAAUUCCAAUCAGUCCUAGAGGGAGAACCAGUAGAGUUAAGGUGUAAACUGGUUGCAUGUCCUCAACCCACCAUCCUUUGGUUUCAUAAUAAUAAAUCUAUCCCUAAAGAUCGUAGGCGUAGGGUCGGUACUGAGAGCAAAAUGCACUUGCACACGACCAGUUUGGUUAUCGAUUGUAUCAGAGAGAAGGACUCGGGCAGUUAUAAGGUAAUGGCGAUUAACUCAGAGGGUUCUGCCGAGUCCACAGCAUCACUUCUAGUGUCGCUGAGGGAAGAGCAGUCUGCUAACUACCUGGGCUUUGUUAAGCGCUCUGCACAAGCCCAUGAAAGUGCAGACACCAUGGCCGAGCAGAGGAAAGAGAGGAAGUUCAGGGUGGACCUCAGGUGCGUUGGGUCUCCGUUUGACAAGAUGUCUAAAGUUCAUCAGAGGCGUUCUCGCUCUGUGGACUCUCUGGUGCGUACAGUUUACUUCAAAUCUGGUUCUCAUACGAAAGAAAAAGAGGUAACAGAGAAAGAGUCCAAACGUUUGGAGACCGCCUCAGAGCGCGCCCCGUCUCCUCCCCCGAUGUUUGACAGGUCUGAGCGUUUUAACGACCGGUUCAGCGAUAUCUACUGCGACCGGCGCACCGGGGCCAGGUUCAGUGACAAGUUCAGUGACCGAUGCAGCGACAGGUACAGCGACAGGUUCAGUGACACGGAGAGUCUUCACAACGAGGUGAGGACUAAACUUACAACGCUCCAAAAAGCUGUGAAGCAGAAGAAGAGGCUUUCUAUCUCCACCAUGUCCUCUUCUGAGUUUGAGUCAGAAUCAGUCGCCAGCGAGUCGAGUUACGCCGACUACGUAGAGAGGCUCAGGGUGAAACCGGCCUCUCUGCCCGAUGUUCAGCAAUUCAACCGACCCUUCGAUUCGGGGGAGGGUCCGAGUGAGUUUAAAAGUAGAAGCUCAAGCAGGGAUCCGUCGAAGCCGCGUUCAAGGCAUUCAUUUGAGCCUCAAACCAGAACCAGGGCCAUUCAGAUCAUGAGAGGUGAGCCGUUGGAUACCAUGGUGUCAGAAAGGAGAUCAGGUGACACACGGCACGGUAAAAAGGUUGAGAGUUUUUUGGAAUCGCGGCUAGAAGCUAGAUACAAGCAAAUGGUAAGUGAACGUCACGGCGUAGUUACGGAGGAACAUAUGGAGUCAACAAAGGUCGAGCAACGUAACUCUGAAGGGUUAGCGUUCCCUGGAACAUCCACGUACACCGAAAGCAGUGGAUCUGUUGAUCUGCCAAAAACAGACACAUCUAGCAGGGAGAAGUUCCUCAGUGGAGAAGCAUCCACAGAAGAUAGGUCCACAACGGAAACAGGUGAGCAAUAUGAAGAGGAGGGUGAAGGGGGGUCUUUGAGGGCUCACUAUGAGAAGAGUCUGGAUGAAGAGAGGAUGCAGUGUGAGGAAAAGCUCCUAACCCUGCGCAUCAGAAAAUGGCAGCAAGGGAGUAUGAUGGCCGAAGAGGAGACGUUUCACCCUGAAACUGAUCUGCCAACCCCUGCACAGGUGCAGUACAUGGAGCCAGCGGGGCACAUGCACACCCAACAGGAAGCGACACAAUCAGUAACUGUAGAAAGUGAAACCUCAUCUUUCCAUAAAUCACCCAGAGUUAAGGCAAGGAUGGUAGAUCCUGAAGCGACAACACCCAGAUCACCUCAAGUAAAAGCCAGAGGAGACGAAGCAGAGAUGUGUGCCACAGCAGAAGCCCAAUCAGAAGAAGGAGGGGCACAACUAAUGCUGGCACCAAAAUCUCCCAGAAUAAAAGCAAGAGCAGAAAUGGAAGUGGAGUUGUCGUCAAGAGCAAAAGCCCGGGCGGAGGACAGACUUGGAGAAUCACCCAGGCUGAGGCAGGCCAAAACUACCAAAGAGAGGUUCCUUGGUACAGGUGCAACACCAGAAACAGGUGAGCAAUAUGAAGAGGAGUCUGGAGGGGAGUCUUUGAGGGAGCAGUAUGAGAAGAGCCUGGACGCUGAGCGGAUGCAGGUUGAGGAAAAACUCCUGGCCCUGCGGAUCAGGAAAUGGCAGCAUGGUGUUCGAAUGUCAGAGGAAGAGACACAGCACAUGGAGCCUGAAGGGCACAUGAACCCCCAUCUGGAGGCAGUGGAUGAGAGAGUGACUGUAGACCCCCAUCUGGAGGCAGUGGAUGAGAGAGUGACUGUAGACCCCCAUCUGGAGGCAGUGGAUGAGAGAGUGACUGUAGACCCCCAUCUGGAGGCAGUGGAUGAGAGAGUGACUGUAGACCCCCAUCUGGAGGCAGUGGAUGAGAGAGUGACUGGAGACCCCCAUCUGGAGGCAGUGGAUGAGAGAGUGACUGGAGACCCCCAUCUGGAGGCAGUGGAUGAGAGAGUGACUGGAGAACAUGCUGACGUGUCGGCACCAAAGUCCCCUAAAGUCAAACUGAGCCAAGACGAAACCUCUGCCCCCUCGCCUAAAGCCAGAAUGAAAUCCAGACCAGGAGAGUUGGAAAUUGAGGCUUCAAUGGCACAAAAAUCUCCCAGAAUAAAAGGAAGGGCCGUAGAAGUAGGAGCAUCACCAAGAACUAAAGUCAGAGCAGAGAAGAUGUUGUUUGAGAGGACAACAGAAGAACGUGAGCUCCAGCUGUCGAGAGAGAACUUAUCCGAGCUGAAGAGUGAAAGUGAGAGGUUUGUCAGUGAAGAGGAGGCUCUGAAUCAGCGGAUAAUGAAGUGGCAGGAGAACGUUUUGAUGGAACAAGAGGAAGUUGUCAAGCUGGAGUCCGACUGGGAGGAGGGUUACUCUAAGAUCCAGGCGGAGAAGACCACAGACGUCGGAAGAGAAUCAGCUCCUCAACCUGAAGUGGUCCGAAGCAGGAAAACCUCCUCGGGCAAAACAGCCAAAGAGAAGUUCCUCCAGAGCGAGACGGUUCCCGCCGGUUUCCAAGAUCAGCUGGCUGAGAGUCUGCAGUGGCCGCCCUCUGAGGCUCUGCCUACAGAGGGCCGGGAGACCAGGCUGCAAAGGGAUAGUGAAUACUUUGUUAGUGAGGAGGAAGCACUUGCUCAGCGCAUCCUGAAGUGGCAACAGGAUGGUGUCGAGCAAGAGGAGGUAGCUGAACUGGAGUCCGAGUGGUCUUUGGACAAUCAAGGAAAACAGCCUGGCUCCGGGAUGCUGUUUGAGUCCCAUGGUGUCCUUUCUCAUCCAUGUGAACUUCCACCUCUAAAUCUUGGUGGUGGAGCCUCGUCAACAACUACUGCCGGGUACGAGCAAGCUACUAUUGGUGAGUCUUCUUCCAUAAGAAGGCAAACUCCUGCAUAUGCUGGUUUACCACACCAGCCCAAAGGAAAUGAUAGAAUGGGUCUGGAAGCUUCACCAGUUCAGAGUUACUCUCCAACCCAAACUACUACUGUGCCAUUUGAGAGACCAGGUAAGCCUUCAGGAGAGUUUUCACCACUCGGGAGUCGCUUUCCACAGGAGGAGGUGGGAAAAGAUGCAGAGAAGAGUCGGAGCAGGCAGGAAUAUGCAAUGACUGCAGAUAAAUCCAGCAGGAAAUGUUUCCAGUCAGAUGUAAAAGAGGAGAGGGCGAUGAGAGAGGAGACGGGAACUACCAGAGAGAGCAGCGAUCGGAGACAACGGAAGGAUUUUGCAGGUGUUAAAAGAGAGGAAGUAAGCAGAGAGUCCAUUAGGUCAAAACAGGGUGGAGAAAUGAGUGAAGAAAGCGUUGAACUCGGAGCUAUCAAGAAGGACGAGAGGAGAGUCCAAGAUGAGGCAGAUUUGAAAGAGUUUAAUAGGAUGAAGGAAGGGGAAACAAGUGCCGGAGGAUCCCGUCCAGUAUUUGUGAAAGGAAUAUCUUCGGCUCAAGUAAAAAUUGGUGAGAUGACAGAGUUUACCUGCCAGUUCCAGGGUGACCCUCUGCCCACCGUCACCUGGCUCAAAGACGGACACCAAUUAGCCCACAACCCUGACUAUGAUAUCAUGAGCAAAUCUAACACAUCAAAGCUCACCGUCUUCUAUCCAACUACAGACCACGAGGGGACAUACGACAGUGUCAUAACCAAUAAACAUGGAAAAUCCAUCUGCAGCGGCACUCUUGAAAUCUCUGACCAAAAGGUGAGGAGAAUGUCAGUGGCCACACAGGAAGUGGUAGUUACGGAGGGUGCAGAAACCCAGGAAAGCUUUAUCGAAGCAGAACUUAAGACCUUCACGGAUUCAGGGAAAGCGACGUUACAGGUGCCUCAAGCGGUGAUCCACAAACGCCGCUCCUCGGAUGAGUCUUUUAGCUCCUCACCUGUAGAAAUCAGAAUCACCGCCGCCACGCCGCUCCCUGAGAUGAGAGAGGAAAUCAGAGAGGACGAACCUCAGGAGGUCUCGGAGAAAAUCUCAGAAGUGCCAAGCGACGAUGGUGCCUCUCAGACUGUCAAACACAAAUUCACUUUCUCAUUUGAUACGGCUGGUGAAGCUCCUCAGGCUGUCAGCACAUUUGAGAAUAUCAGCUGUUCUGAGGGCAACAUGGCUGUGGUCACAGGUAUCUCUGAACCUGUGCAAUUUGCAGAGGGUGCUGGUUUUACUCCAGUAAGGAGGUCUCCUGUUGGCUCAACCGAAGAUACAAAGAAAGCUGACAUCAUUCACACUAAAGACACGAUCACUCAGAGUUCACAAGCUCCAUCAGAGUUGGCCAAAGCCCCAAAAUCCAGACCUAGUAUCUCCAGAGAGCCUCCAAGUGUAUCCGGAUGUGGUCUGCAGGCGUCGGCUGCUGUUAUAAAAGUCUCUCAGAUUAAACAAGCUUUUGAGUCUGAAUCGCCAGUUGCAUUACAGACCCAAAGCUCUCCUGAGGAGCAGAGAGAGGCAACACAUUUCCCUGAAGAGUUUAUACCUGCAGUGGCCAUUUCCCUUGACCAGCAGGACCAAGUCAUUGACACCCUGCCUGCAGAAGAUGCAGUUAGUCUUGCUACUGCUAUGACAGGAAAUCCCAGUUCUCCCAAAGCUCUUCCUGACUCACCAGAGGCCUCCCAUCCAACCUCCUCUCUGCAGAAAGAACGCAAGAUCUCUGGGAUAUCUAGGGAUGUUGAACAAGGUGCCGUUUCAGCAGAAAGCCAUGGUGAACUUACACAAUUUGUGGAAGAAGUACAGGAGUCUCCCGACUUGGUCAGGCCUAAAGCACAGAAACCAGCUCCAUUAACAGAACAAGUGGAGGCAUGUGAAAUGGAGAUGCUGAGGGAUCAGCCAGUGUGUACAUUUGACAAAACUGGCAGCUUUUUCCCUUUCAAGCCGGAUAAAGUCCCUGCAGUAAAACGCGCUGUUAAGACUUCAGCUCCAGUUGAAGAAGCCGUCAAGCCUAAAACCAUUUCUAAAUCUCUCAAACUUGAUAAACAAAUUGCAGUAGAAGGGUCUUCCUCUCCUCACAGUGAGGCUGAAGUUGACAGUACUCUACUUUCUGGCGAGGAGCUGGUUUCAAAUCCAGAGCCCUCCUUGGACAGUGGUGUCUUCCUCAGUAUGCCGGAGUCCCAGGCUGACGUGACAGAGGGAGCAGAAGAAGUGGCUGGGGAUGAAGUUGAGCCUCAUGUACAAAUCAAGAGUGAAGAUGGGGGGAUUGAAGUCAUGGAGCCAGAACCUGCAACACUUGUUGUCGAGCCUAAAGGAGACAACCUUGAACCUCUUGAGGAAGCUCCUGCUGCUGCUGAGGGACCUCAAAGGCAGGUUGCAUCUUUACAGGAAGGAUUUUUGGACAAAGCUGAAGCUGAAGCUGGAGGAGCAGCAGCAGCUGGCUCAAUGGAGGAAGAGGAGGUAACCUUUGGUGCUGUGUAUGACUUUUACAACCCUCCAACAGACUGGGGAAGACCCCUGUCCCCUGAGUCUGAGAUGUCCAUAGAGAUCGGCAGCACCGUGAGUGAGGACCUAGCCGAGAUGGCCGAGCGGUUCUACACCCCAGGCUCUUCCACCGAGGUCUCGCAACCAAUUGCAGAGUCCUUCCAAACCCCCAAGUCUCACAUGUCCUUUCAAACUCCAAGUUCGGAUACUUCUGGUGGGUUUAGGACCCCUAAGGAAUACCCCUUCUCCCCCAUGGAUCAUAAGCGACCCUCGACAGGAGGCUCCAGCGAGAGGUUUUUCUCACCAAUGCAGUUCCUGAUGUCUCCCGGUGACGAGGGCAUUGAGACAGUGGAUGACAACCUAUACCUCACCAAGGGACUAGGACCUUUAGGCCUGUCAACCCUUCAGGAGAAAGUGCAGGGAAUCCCUCCGGCCUUUCUCAAACCUCUCGUCAAGAAAAGAGUGUUUGAAAAUGACUCUCUAACGUUUUACGCUGAGGUGUUUGGCCUGCCUUCCCCUCAGGUGAAUUGGUUCUGCAACGGAAACCAGCUGUUGGCCAACGACAGAGUCAAAACGGAGAGAGAUGGUGAUAGCAUCUCGCUAACAAUUCACAAUGUCACAAAAGCUGAUCAGGGGGAAUACAUCUGCGAGGCCGUGAACUACGUUGGGGAAGCUAGAAGUGUUGCUUUAGUGGUUGUCAUAUCGCAGGAAGUCAGGUUCAUGCCGGCCCCCCCUAAUGUCACCCAUCAGCAUGUGAUGGAGUUUGACGUUGAGGACGAUGACUCCUCUCGUUCUACUUCCCCUCAGGAGAUUCUGCUCGAAGUAGAGUUGGAUGAAAGCGAUGUGAAAGAAUUUGAGAGGCAAAUAAAGAUCAUCACCAUUCCCGAGUACACGGCCGACAACAAAAGCAUGAUCAUAUCUCUGAACGUGCUGCCGAGUAUUUAUGAGGAGUGCACUGUGGACUUUGUCACGCAGGAGCAUGAUGAUUUGAAAAUAGCUUUUGAGGUCACUGAGAUGCCCCCGAGGUUUAUUAAUCCCAUCUGUGACAUGGAGACCCCUGAGGGCACCACCGUCAUGUUCGAGUGCUCCCUGAUGGGAAUACCCUCUCCUAUUGUGUCCUGGUUCAAAGGUGACAAGAAAAUACCUCACAAUAACAAAAAAUACCUGUGUUCGUCCGACGGAGACAACCACUUCCUGAAGAUCUGUCAAGUCACAACACAGGAUAGCGGGGUGUAUAACUGUAGGGCUAUUAACGUUGUCGGGGAGACUCUGUGUCGGGCGUCUCUGGUCGUGUUGGACGCCAAAGCUUUCUCAGGAAAGACCAGAGGCAGGGAGUUGACUGCUGUGUCUCUGGGAAGCGCCAAAGUUCAGCCGCAGAAGUUCGACUUGGUGGUUGGCAACACGUCGUUUGACAGCGAACAAGUCUCUGAAAUUGAGCUUGAGUUUGAGUUUGAGCAGGAGGCAGAUGAGUCGCAGCGGGCGGUGAGGCUGGUGGCUAAAACCGACCACGAAAUGAACGAGCAGGGAGAGAAAUACGUUAGCAUUAACUUUGACGUGUUUGCUGAACCGGCAAAAGAUGACAAGAUAGAGUUCAAAGGAAAGUCCUCCGAUAUGUGUAGCUUCCAGUUCCUGGUGACCGAGACGCCCCCUAAGUGCGUCAUCCCGUUGACUAACAUUACCGCAGCCGUAGGGACGCCAGUUAUCCUCCAGUGUCUCGUUAGUGGUAAACCAAGCCCGACCGCAGAGUGGUACAAAGAUGGAAACCCAGUCACAACCGGCAGGUGUAUCAUCCAGGAGAAAACUGCAGGCCAUUUCAAUCUGCUCAUUACUAACGCAACCCAGAGUGAUGGUGGGGAGUACAAAUGUGUGAUCCAAAACACGGCCGGGUACAUUGAGACUGCCGCGCUGCUAAAGAUGUUUUAGAGGUUUGAGGUUCUGGGGCUGGUUGCACGAAGAUACAUUUACUACCUAAUUAAUUUGACUGUAUAUUGUUAAUGCUUGACUUCUGUAGGGUUUACUGCGAUACAUAUAUGACUACAACUCAUCGGUCAUGAACUGGUCCGUUAUCAGAACUUUUCCAAAUGUUUACGUUUUCUUAAUUGGCUCAUGAUUAACCCUUCCACCAAGUUGAAUACAAAUCAGUCCAGUUGUUUUUUAACCAAACCGAAGACACAAAGCUCCUUGGCGGAUUUAAUACUUAACAGAAAUAGAAAAUACCUUAUGAGUCAUUUUAAGACUUUCUAUUCUCAAUGUUUGCUUUAAACUGUUUGCAAAUCGCAAUUACUUAAGCUGAGACUCUUCUCUAUGAAAAGAAGAGUCAUCUUUGUGCAACCAGCCCGAAGUCAUGUGGGAUAAACAGAGUUUAAAAUGUUUGUCAGAGUUUAAAAUGCUUUUUUUCCUUUAUUUAUUGCCAGCUGUGUCAACUUUUUAAAGUUCUGGUAGAAAAUCUGGGUUUACGUUUGCUUUUGUUUUCUGGUAACACUUUAAAGUGAGCUGCUUUAACAUGAAAUCACAACAGUAUAUAGUCUUUACAUCUCACUGACCUCAGAAUACAUUGGUAUUUUGAGGUUUUUAAAAUGGAGAAGCUCAGAAAUGGGUCCAUGGUUAUGAAGAAAAAUAGGAAUACAUAUCAUUUACAUUUUUAAACAGUUUGUUAAAUUAGUGACGAGAGCUGCACAGCCAGAGUAGAUAUGUUUUAAAAGAAUCUGCAUUGGAAAUUAAAUCCAAUUAAAUGCAUGUACUAGUUAUAGUAGCUUAACUAAAAAAGAAUACAACUUAAAAUGUUGGUUUGUGUUUUAACAUUUGAUAAAUCCCGGCAUUGUGACACCCUUCAUCGUUUUUGGUUUGAGCUGAAGGCAGUAGUUAUUGUUCGGUCACAUUUUACAUAACUUAAAAUGACAUGCAGUGGGUAAUAAACAUGUUUUUACAAAAAAAAAAUAGUUUCAAACAAGAAAGAACACCUUGACAGAAAACGAAUUAAUAUUAACCCAAAACAUUUUUUAUUAUAAAAAAUAGAUUCAACAAUUUAUUUAAUUUACCCUUAACUUUCACAGCAUUAUUGAUACUCUAUUAGGAGAGUAAUUCACACAUUAAAAUUUAAUGCUGUCAAAAAAGUAAAUCUGGAAACUGUCCUAAUUAGUUUUAUGGUUUCUGUGGGAUUUAGAAGGUUUUUAGUUUUUUAUUGGAGUGAGAACGAUAUUUCUAGGAUUUUAAAGCGAGCUGGUAAAUCAUAAGUAGUACAAAUUUAAAAAAAUGGAUAAUACUGUGAAACUUAAAAAAAUGUUAAGUGUAAGUUUUGAAGUUUUGUAAAUAUGUGUAAUUUUAGGAGUGUAUGAGUAGAAACAGGAAAAUAAGUAAAUGAAUAAAUUAAAAAUCUGGCAUUGAGAUGGAAAUUCAUGGUGUAUUUGUACAGACGUCGUGUUGGUUUGUUUCAGAGUUUAUAUAAUAAAAUAUUUAAUGAUUUAAA